CGGACGUGGUUCCGUAGGAGGAGCGUACGCGUUACACCUAAACACACUGGGGCCCUGCGGACAGUGGCCUGACAACGGUUCUCAGGGAUAUGUUUCCAAACAACAGACCAAGAGGAACAAGAGAAGCCUGAAUUCCCCAGGAUAAUAUAAGAUAACAGCGUUACUUGUUGAGAACACGAAAUUAUACCAAGAAAGCCUGAACUGGCUGGACAAGAUUGUUGUCAAACAUGGAGUUUCCAGAUUUGGGAGAGCACUGCUCUGAGAAGACCUGCAAACGUUUAGAUUUUCUUCCAAUGAGAUGUGAUGCUUGUCAGGAGAUUUUCUGCAAAGAUCACAUAACCUAUGCAAAUCACAAAUGCACAUCUUCCUACAAAAAAGAUGUCCAGGUCCCAGUGUGUCCCUUAUGUAACAUCCCAAUUCCCAUCAAGAGAGGAGAGAUGCCUGACAUUAAAGUCGGUGAACACAUUGACCGGGAUUGCAAAUCAGACCCUGCACAGAGAAAGAGAAAGAUUUUCACAAAUAAAUGUUCUAAAGGAGGCUGCAAGCAGAAAGAGAUGAUACGAGUGACCUGCGAUCAAUGUCAUCUGAACUACUGCCUCAAACACCGGCACCCUUUAGACCAUGACUGUAAGACUGAUGGGAAGCCUCUGUCCAAAGCGGGACAUGCCGCUACUAUGAGGACCCAAGGUGCUUCCUCUGCCUCUGGUUCCAGCUCAUCUGCUUCAGGAAAUCCCAGACCUGUGUCUAAUGGUGUGAGUGCAAACAGCCGACCUCGCAGCACUGGCUCUACCCCGAGGAUUCCUACUUCAGUUUCAGCACAGAAUGUAAUACCACCAUCGGCAUCGUUUCAGGCCGGCAUGACGGAGGAGCAGGCUCUGCAAAGGGCGCUGGAAAUGUCUUUGGCUGAUUCCAGGCAAACAGUCCAGCCGGUCCUCAGCCCUCAGGAGCAGGAGGAUCUGGCUCUGGCUCAGGCUCUGGCUGCCAGUGAAGAAGAAUACAGACGCCAGCAGCAGAGACAACAGGGAAGGGAGUCCAAGCCGUCCACCUGCAGCCUUUCAUAACCUCAGAGCAUCAGCUAGACCUCAAAUGUGCUAAUUAUUUACAAGAAACUGUACAUUUGAGAUGUUGAUACCCAAGAUCAGUGAUUGUUCCAUGAAGACACAAGUUGCUGAGAUCUUAUCGCCUUCUACAUAUAAGCACAUACACUUUUCAGCAUUAUCUGUCAUUUUUACAAAUGAUUUGCUCUGUACAUAUUUUAUAUGCCGAUCAUGAUUAUAUUGCCACAUGAAUAUUGAAUAAAUUAAUGGUGCG
Molecule: messenger RNA, 1311 nt
Organism: Menidia menidia (Atlantic silverside)
Lineage: Eukaryota; Metazoa; Chordata; Actinopteri; Atheriniformes; Atherinopsidae
Source: the annotation of a GenBank genome assembly